Molecule: messenger RNA, 246 nt
Organism: Penicillium samsonianum
Lineage: Eukaryota; Fungi; Ascomycota; Eurotiomycetes; Eurotiales; Aspergillaceae
Exons: 1
Coding region: 1-246 (81 amino acids)
Source: RefSeq, a predicted model, not a curated record
AUGACCAAUAAACCGCGUGGUCGAACAGCUCUUCGACUGUGUGCCGUGAAUCCUGAGACAACGCCUGAGAUAAUCUGCCAGGUUGUACAACGAAUGGGUGUGAUUGCCAAUGGAGAGUUCGCUCUGAUGGCGAAGCUGAAGGAAUCAAGAAAGGUUGCGAAAUCACUAUGCACCGAAGGGUAUAUAUAUUCCGGUUCAAUCCGAAGAUCACUAUUGAUAACCUGGAAUGAAGAUGCAUUCAUGUAG